This is a messenger RNA of Ylistrum balloti, 1734 nucleotides long. Its product is annotated as acetylcholinesterase-like. The coding region runs from base 1 to 1734 and encodes 577 amino acids. The record is from RefSeq and is a predicted model, not a curated record. The transcript has 3 exons. Lineage: Eukaryota; Metazoa; Mollusca; Bivalvia; Pectinida; Pectinidae.
AUGUUUCGACUCAGUUUCGCUAAGCGUGAAAUCCACACGGUCUUCUUUCUUUUCGUCGCCAUUUUAUCGACUAUAACCUGUCAAAUGAAUUCACGUGUGGUCACUCCUCUUGGUGAAAUGGAAGGUGUAGAGGAAAUCAUCAGACAUGAAAAAGUUUACCAGUUUAGAAAUAUUCCGUACGCUCAGCCACCAACAGGACACUUAAGACUCUCCAAGCCGAUACCGUUCGGUUCCUGGUCGGGUGUUCUUAAUGCGACUAAAUUCGGGCCUUCAUGCAUGCAGCCAUCAUAUAGAAAUUAUGUAUAUGAUAAAUACAAGCCUAAUCUAGACAUGUCUGAAGACUGUUUGUCAUUAAACGUUUAUGUUGCAAGGAACAUUUCUGCGAAUGCCAAUCGAUCUGUCAUGGUUUGGAUACAUGGAGGAAGCUAUUUAAUAGGACAGGGAUCACUAUAUGACGGUUCGUACCUGGCGCUGACUGGAGACGUAGUUGUUGUUACACUCAACUAUAGGUUGGGGCCUUUUGGCUUUACCGUUUCUCCAACAAAUGGAAUUUCAGGAAACUAUGGCCUUUGGGACCAACGUCUAGCUUUAGAAUGGGUACAGUCCAACAUUGCGUCUUUCGGUGGGAAUCCAAAUUCUGUAACAAUAUUUGGACAAUCAGCUGGGGGCUUCUCAGUAUCGCUGCAUGCCAUUAUACCUGAUAAUAAAGGUCUGUUUCAUCGAGUUAUCGCUCAAAGUGGUAGCUCUGAAGGUCCACUUGCAAUAUGGCACAGUGCAGCUUACACUUCAGAAGCAAUGAUAAGAUUGUUAGAUUGUCAGAAUAAUACUAUAAAAUGUAUACGGAGUAGAUCGGCUUCAGAAAUAGUUAAUUAUACUCGUGUACUUUCAUCACCACUUUUCUUAAAGGAUUUCUUCGAGAUCCCCUCUGGACCUGUGGUGGAUCAUGAUUUUCUUUAUAUGGAUCCAACUCGAUUACUGAUGAACAAGACUUCUCCAAACUAUCGAUUCUUCCGUUCCCUUGACUAUAUGACGGGAAAUGUAGAUACCGAGGGUUCAAUUUCUGUAGAUAUCAUUGGUUUAUACGCAAAACUCUAUGGUGUUUUGUCUAAUGGGAUAUCGUUAACAACGUUCUGUGAAUAUUAUUUGCCAGGAUUAACCACAUAUUAUUUUGGAAAAGUGAAUGAUUCUAUAUCAUCCGAUUUUUUAUGCUCUCUUUAUGGAUCCUCCGGUCAAACAAACCAGAUGAAUAACGCCAUGAACUCUUAUGCAGAUGCGAAUUUCAUAGCACCAGCCGUGAAGAGUCUCAUAGUGCAUUCAAAGGAUAAUUAUUUGACAAAUUCAUUUCAGUUUCUUUUUCGCCGUCCAUGUAUCGAUCCGGCUAUCAGACACAAAUAUGAUUUAUGGACAAAUGGAUCAACCCAUGGAUCGGACAACGCCUACCUGUUCGGAUUGGAAGACUACCAAGACCGAUAUAACAUAACGGUCAGGUCUACUGACAUCAGUUUAUCAAACACCAUGAUGAGAUAUUGGACAAACUUUGCAAAAACCGGCAAUCCAAACUCUGAUGACUUACCCAGAUGGGAUGCCUAUGACGAAGUCAGACAAACUUAUGUCAAUCUGGAUACCAGCAUUACACAAGACCAACAUCUGUACCAAUCUAGAGUCGACAUUUGGCUGAAAAAGCUUCCCGAUUUAAUUCAACACCACCUACCUGACAUUGUUAUUGGAAAAUAA